Colletotrichum siamense is the source of this 525-nucleotide messenger RNA. RefSeq lists its product as uncharacterized. The coding region runs from base 1 to 525 and encodes 174 amino acids. The record is from RefSeq and is a predicted model, not a curated record. The transcript is spliced from 4 exons. Lineage: Eukaryota; Fungi; Ascomycota; Sordariomycetes; Glomerellales; Glomerellaceae.
AUGGCAGUUCAGUGCUACUUCCUAAGCCCCAACGAGGAUGCUCCUAAUAGCCGUCUUCCGGUGCUUCACUAUCGCGAUGUGCUCCCAGAACCCAGAGAUGAGGCUUCAGUGACGGACUUUUUGACAAGGAACAGAUGGGAGAAGAGGGGCACAUGGGGACACAUUGGCAUCCGCCAUUUUCAUCCGAAUAGCCACGAAUGCUAUGGAAUAUUCCAGGGACAUUCUAAGAUGCUCCUCGGGAAGAUCUCCACCGGUCAGGGGAUGGAAGUGGACGUGAAAACUGGCGACGUCAUCAUUCUUCCAGCCGGAACAGCGCAUUCCUCGCUAGCGAGCUCCUCUGACUACCGAUACAUCGGCGUAUAUCCCCAGGAUUGCCCAAAGUGGCGAAACGAGAUGGGGAAAAAGCCGGCAGGAGAGUUCAAAGCCGUCAUCAAGAGUGUCGAGAUGCCAGAAGAAGACCCAGUGUAUGGAAGGAAUGGUCCAUUGAAUCAACUUUGGAAUAAGGACAUACUUGCCAAGCUAUGA